CUACUUGAAUUUAAUUCGCUUUUCUUGAGUUCAACUGCUACCCGCUGCGUUGCAAUUACGUCGUUCACUAUCAUGCAUUACUACAAUACACUCGUUUUGUUAGCGUUAUCGCUCCCUCUUGUGGCGCACUCCAAAUCGAUCUAUAUCGACAAAAGCUGUACAUCCAGGUCGAGUUGGGAUGAUGAUUGGAAAGAAACGCUGAAGCUUGCAAAGAGAGCGAGGGAGCGAAUGGAUAGUUCAACUGACACUGAUUUUGAAGCCGUGUUCAAGCGUGUUUUCCAGACAGAGAAAAGCUCCGACGAGGGGAAGUACGCAAGGAGCAUUCUGGAAGACAUCGAGGGUUUGUCCACAGUCACCGAUCUCAAAAAGUCCGAUAUCAGAAUGUUCUGUGAUAAUGACAAGCGUUGGGGAGAUGCGAGAGCCAACGGGGGUUGGUAUGAUAAAACUAAUGAGAUGGUUACCAAAAAUGAACCAUCAUGUCUAAAAGACCUUGCACUGGGCAGGGUCUACGAGCGGAAGGCAAAGGCACCAACCGAUAAGAACAGCCCACGCGCGGGCCAUAAUCCAGAUCGUGUCGUCGUCACUAUCUGCGAUGCUACAUUCGUUAGUCAAGAAGAUAUUCCUCUCAGGAUCGAUAAAAAAGUGGAGGAACAAGAUUUGAGUGAUAUGCCGAUCAACUACCUCUCACUUACUGUCUCUCAAACUAUCCUUCACGAACUUGCGCAUGCUGUAUCGUAUGCUGCAUCUGAUGAAUCCUCAGAUAAAAAGCUCCAGAUUCUGGAUCUCCCGGACAAAGAACAUGCUUAUGGCUGGAACAACGUUAUCACGAAAGAAGCCGAAAUGGCUGUUAAAAAUGCGGAUAACUAUGCGUUCCUCGGCAAGUGGGCAGUGGCCGGUGAUAUGGGUUACACGCUCCCGCGAGUGAAUGAGGCGGAUUUGAGCGAUGAGAUUAAGAAGGAGAGGGAAGAGGAUGCGGUAGAAGGGUAUCUCAAUAAGUUUACAGAUAUCACGAAGAGAAUGCUCAUGCCGCUUGUCGCGCGGGCUUUCUCAUCAUGA
Periconia digitata is the source of this 1056-nucleotide messenger RNA. NCBI's taxonomy places the organism in Eukaryota, Fungi, Ascomycota, Dothideomycetes, Pleosporales, Periconiaceae. The record is from the annotation of a GenBank genome assembly.